AUGAGGAAUUCUAGUAGGAGUACGUUCAAGACAGUUAAAAGGGUAAUGAAACCUCUGAUAGAAAAGAAGAGGAGAGACCGAAUGAACCACAGCCUGGAUGAGCUCCGGACGCUCCUAUUAAGGCACACGUUGGAUACGCGUUUGCGGAACCCGAAGCUUGAGAAAGCAGAGAUUUUAGAACUAGCAGUUGAAUACUUAAGGAAGAGGACGAGCCACGGGGAUAGAAGUACAGAUCCAGCAGACAAAGCCCUGGAUGUUCUGGCCCGGACUGUGACCGAUACCUCAGUUGGAGCGGAGCGUGCCAAACUCCAGACCGGCCCUGCAUGCCCUUGCUCAGACGGGUACAGGCAGUUUGACUCCCGCCUCUCCACCUUUGUUGACUCUGUGCAAGCCCCCAAGCAGGAGGGCUGUAUCUCAGGUAUGAGACAGUGCCCCGAGCCCCGGAGCCCCUCAGACUUCUGGAGAGGCCAGAGCCUGCCAAAUGACCCUCCGCUGUGGUUCAGCGCUACAGAUGCCCUGUGCCCUGCAAAGGGCUUAACGCCAGCAAUGCUCUGCCUCAGCUGUGGCCAAUCGGAAUUGUUCUCCUCCUCUUCACCCACCUUACUGAUAUACCCCAACUUCUCCACACUCCAGCAGCCUCAGAGUCUAGCCUCUAUUCUUCCAUUUCCAUCCCCUCCCUAUUCCCUUUCUCCUCCUCCCUCACCCUGUUACUCCAGCUCCUCCCCUUCUCUCACCACCCCUCCUCCAUUUCACUCUCUUCCCACUUGUACCCUCUGGUUCCUGUGGAGACAGUUUGCCCUCCCCCUAUAA
Brienomyrus brachyistius is the source of this 810-nucleotide messenger RNA. Its product is annotated as transcription factor HES-7-like. Gene Ontology annotation, cellular component: nucleus. The record is from RefSeq and is a predicted model, not a curated record. Bases 1 to 810 code for a protein of 269 amino acids. Gene Ontology annotation, biological process: regulation of neurogenesis; regulation of transcription by RNA polymerase II; anterior/posterior pattern specification. The transcript is spliced from 5 exons. Gene Ontology annotation, molecular function: protein dimerization activity; DNA-binding transcription factor activity, RNA polymerase II-specific; RNA polymerase II cis-regulatory region sequence-specific DNA binding. Lineage: Eukaryota; Metazoa; Chordata; Actinopteri; Osteoglossiformes; Mormyridae.